CAUGCCAAGAAGUUCCUCAAACCCAACGGUAACAUGUUCCCCACUCUAGGUGACGUCCACCUGGCUCCCUUCACAGAUGAACAGUUAUACAUGGAACAGUUCACCAAGGCCAACUUCUGGUAUCAGCCAUCGUUCCAUGGUGUUGAUCUGUCAUCGCUGAGAGAAGCUGCAGUAGACGAGUACUUCAGACAACCCAUUGUGGACACCUUUGAUAUCCGUAUCCUCAUGUCCAAGUCUGUCAAAUACACUGUCAACUUCCUGGACGCGAAAGAGGGGGAUCUGCACAGGAUGGAGAUUCCCUUUAAGUUCCACAUGAUGACAUCAGGUCUGGUCCAUGGUCUGGCCUUCUGGUUUGACGUGGCUUUCAUCGGCUCAGCGGUAACAGUGUGGCUCUCCACCUCUCCUACGGAGCCUCUGACCCACUGGUACCAGGUCCGCUGUCUGCUCCAGUCCCCUCUCUUCACCAAGGCAGGAGACACCCUGUCUGGCACUGCAACACUCAUCGCUAACAAGAGACAGAGCUAUGACAUCAGUAUGGUGGCCCAGGUGGACCAGACAGGAAGCAAGUCUAGCAACCUGCUGGAUCUCAAGAACCCAUUCUUCAGGUACACAGGCAGCACGUCAGCCCCGCCCCCAGGCUCUCACUACUCCUCCCCCUCAGAGAACAUGUGGAGCAAUGGAGGAGUCUACAACAUGAACCAGGGAGGGAUGCCUGCCGUGUAUGACCUCAGUACGGUCAUCGGUGGCGGAGGCUCCACCGUGUCUCACAACAAUCUCAUCCCUCUUGGAGUGACAACUGGACAAUCGGGGCCCGGCAACAGUCCUCAAUACCCAAUCAACAACAGCCAGUUCACCAUGGGCGGGCCUUCCAUCUCCAUGUCGUCUCCCAUGGCGAUGCCUAGCAACACUAUGCACUACGGGAGCUAAGACCUACCAACCGUCCGUAGCUCCCCCACCCCCUCUUCUCUCCUACCCCCCCUCUUCUCUCCCUCCCUCCCACCCCCCCUCCUGGAAGGAAACCAAACUGGACUGAUAAUAUGGACGUGCCUCUCCUCCCUUCACCCCUCCGUUCUCUGGUUCCUGAUGUCUCCGGCCCAG
Molecule: messenger RNA, 1098 nt
Organism: Oncorhynchus keta (chum salmon)
Lineage: Eukaryota; Metazoa; Chordata; Actinopteri; Salmoniformes; Salmonidae
Product: histone-arginine methyltransferase CARM1-like
Exons: 1
Biological process (GO): peptidyl-arginine methylation
Molecular function (GO): protein-arginine N-methyltransferase activity
Source: RefSeq, a predicted model, not a curated record